Molecule: messenger RNA, 6482 nt
Organism: Jaculus jaculus (lesser Egyptian jerboa)
Lineage: Eukaryota; Metazoa; Chordata; Mammalia; Rodentia; Dipodidae
Gene: Pdgfra
Product: platelet derived growth factor receptor alpha
Exons: 23
Coding region: 251-3544 (1097 amino acids)
Biological process (GO): multicellular organism development; protein phosphorylation; positive regulation of kinase activity
Cellular component (GO): signaling receptor complex
Molecular function (GO): platelet-derived growth factor binding; platelet-derived growth factor alpha-receptor activity; ATP binding
Source: RefSeq, a predicted model, not a curated record
UGAAGAGGUCAAGGGGGGGGGUUCAUUUCCUGACAACUAUUUACUUUGAGCAAAUGAUUAGUUUUAGAAGGAUGGACUAUAACAUUGAAUCAAUUACAAAACGCGGUUUUUGAGCCCAUUACAGUUUGGGAGCUAGAAGGAGAGAAAACAGAAACUUCAGGAGGAGGGCUGGAGGCCUUGGGCUUACUUUGGGCUCCAUGCAAAGGGCCCUCCUUGCAGAGUGACACGGGAGGAGAAGUUUUCCAGAGCGAUGGGGACUCCCCACGCGUCCUUCCUGGUCCUCCUCAGCUGUCUCCUCACAGGGCCGAGCCUCAUCCCCUGCCAGCGCUUGUUGCCCUCCCUCCUCCCCAACGAGAGCGAGAAGGUCGUGCACCUCAAUUCAUCCUUUUCUCUGCGGUGCUUCGGGGAGAGUGAAGUGAGCUGGCAGUACCCCACGUCUGAGGAAGAGGACCCCAAUGUGCAGAUCAGAAACGAGGAGAACAACAGUGGCCUCUUUGUGACGGUGCUGGAGGUGAUCCGCGCCUCGGCCAUCCACACGGGCCUGUAUUCUUGCUAUUACAACCACACACAGCUAGAUGAGGGCGAAUUUGAAGGCAGGCACAUUUACAUCUACGUGCCAGAUCCGGAUGUGCCGUUUGUGCCUCUGGGGAUGACCGAUCACUUAGUCAUCGUGGAGGACGACGAUUCUGCCAUCAUACCCUGUCGCACCACGGAUCCCGAGACACCCGUGACCUUGUACAACGAGGGCAGGCUGGUGCCCGCCUCCUAUAACAGCAGACAGGGGUUCAACGGGACCUUCAGUGUGGGCGAGCCCUAUGUCUGUGAGGCCACCGUCAAAGGGAAGACGUUCCAGACCAUGAAAUUUAACAUUUACGCUUUGAAAGCAACAUCAGAACUGGAUCUAGAAAUGGAAGCUCUUCAAACUGUGUACAAGUCAGGCGAGACGAUCCUGGUGACCUGUGCUGUCUUUAACAACGAGGUGGUCGAUCUCCAGUGGAUUUACCCUGGAGAAGUGAAAAACAAAGGCGUCACCAUGCUGGAGGAAAUCAAAGUCCCAUCCAUCAAAUUGGUGUACACUUUGACGGUCCCCAAGGCCACGGUGAAAGACAGCGGGGAUUACGAAUGCGCCGCCCGCCAGGCCACCAGGGAGGUCAAAGAAAUGAAGAAGGUCACCAUUUCUGUCCAUGAGAAGGGCUUUGUUGAGAUCAAGCCCACCUUCGGCCACCUGGAAGCUGUCAACCUGCAUGAAGUGAGACAUUUUGUGGUGGAGGUACAGGCCUACCCCCCUCCCCGGAUCUCUUGGCUGAAGGACAACUUGACUCUCAUUGAGAAUCUUACUGAGAUCACCACCGAUGUGGAAAAGACUGGAGAAAUCAGGUACCGAAGCAAGUUAAAACUUAUCCGGGCCAAGGAAGAGGACAGUGGCCAUUACACCAUCAUCGUUCAAAAUGAGGAUGACAUGAAGAGCUAUACUUUUGAGCUGUUAACGCAAGUGCCCUCAUCCAUCGUGGAGUUGGUCGAUGACCACCAUGGCUCUGGAGGGGGACAGACUGUGAGGUGCUUAGCGGAAGGCACACCUCUUCCCGACAUCGAGUGGAUGAUUUGCAAGGAUAUUAAGAAAUGUAACAAUGAGACUUCCUGGACAGUUUUGGCCAACAACGUCUCAAAUAUCAUCACAGAGAUCCACCCCCGGGGCAGGAGCAUGACGGAAGGCCGUGUGACCUUCUCGAAAGUGGAGGAGACCAUUGCAGUGCGGUGCCUGGCGAGGAAUGUCCUGGGCACUAGGAACCGAGAGCUGAAGCUCGUGGCGCCCACCCUGCGCUCUGAACUCACGGUGGCUGCCGCAGUCUUGGUGCUCCUGGUCAUCGUGAUCAUCUCCCUCAUUGUCCUCGUUGUCAUUUGGAAGCAGAAACCAAGGUAUGAAAUUCGCUGGCGGGUCAUUGAGUCCAUCAGUCCUGACGGACAUGAGUAUAUUUACGUGGACCCGAUGCAACUGCCUUAUGACUCGAGAUGGGAGUUCCCGAGAGAUGGGCUGGUACUGGGUCGGAUCUUGGGAUCUGGUGCAUUCGGGAAAGUGGUUGAAGGAACAGCCUACGGGCUAAGCCGGUCGCAGCCUGUCAUGAAGGUGGCUGUGAAGAUGCUCAAACCCACAGCGAGAUCCAGCGAGAAACAAGCCCUCAUGUCUGAGCUGAAGAUAAUGACUCACCUGGGCCCGCACUUAAACGUCGUGAACCUGCUGGGGGCCUGUACCAAGUCAGGCCCCAUUUAUAUCAUCACUGAGUACUGCUUCUAUGGGGAUCUGGUGAACUAUUUGCAUAAGAAUAGAGAUAGCUUCCUGAGUCACCACCCAGAGAAACCCAAGAAAGAGCUGGACAUCUUUGGAUUGAACCCUGCCGAUGAAAGUACGAGGAGUUACGUCAUCUUAUCUUUUGAAAACAACGGUGACUACAUGGACAUGAAGCAAGCCGACACCACACAGUAUGUCCCCAUGCUCGAGAGGAAAGAUGUUUCUAAAUAUUCAGACAUCCAGAGAUCACUGUACGAUCGUCCAGCCUCCUAUAAGAAGAAAUCCAUGCUAGAUUCCGAAGUGAAAAACCUCCUUUCGGACGAUAACUCAGAAGGCCUUACUCUGUUGGAUUUGUUGAGUUUCACCUACCAAGUUGCCAGAGGAAUGGAGUUUCUGGCUUCAAAAAACUGUGUCCACCGGGACCUGGCUGCUAGAAACGUCCUCCUGGCGCAGGGGAAAAUUGUGAAGAUCUGUGACUUUGGCCUGGCUAGAGACAUCAUGCAUGAUUCAAACUACGUGUCCAAAGGCAGCACCUUCCUGCCCGUGAAGUGGAUGGCCCCGGAGAGCAUCUUUGACAACCUCUACACCACCCUGAGCGACGUCUGGUCGUACGGGAUUCUGCUGUGGGAGAUCUUUUCUCUUGGUGGCACACCAUACCCUGGCAUGAUGGUAGAUUCUACUUUCUACAAUAAGAUCAAGAGUGGGUACCGGAUGGCCAAGCCUGACCACGCCACCAGUGAAGUCUACGAGAUCAUGGUUCAGUGCUGGAACAGUGAGCCUGAGAAGAGACCCUCCUUCUACCACCUAAGUGAGAUUGUGGAGAAUCUGCUGCCUGGGCAAUAUAAGAAGAGUUAUGAAAAGAUUCAUCUGGACUUCCUGAAGAGUGACCAUCCGGCUGUGGCGCGCAUGCGCGUGGACUCGGACAACGCGUACAUUGGUGUCACCUACAAAAACGAAGGCGACGAGCCGAAGGACUGGGAAGGUGGCCUGGACGAGCAGAGACUGAGCGCGGACAGUGGCUACAUCAUCCCUCUGCCUGACAUCGACCCCGUUCCGGAGGAGGAGGAGGAGGAUGAGGAGGAAGACUUGGGCAAGAGAAACAGACACAGCUCGCAGACCUCCGAAGAGAGUGCCAUUGAGACGGGCUCCAGCAGUUCCACGUUCAUCAAGAGAGAGGACGAGACCAUCGAGGACAUCGACAUGAUGGAUGACAUUGGCAUAGACUCCUCAGACCUGGUGGAGGACAGCUUUCUGUAACUGGCAGGCUCAAAGGGCACCUUCCAGGUCCUGGAUCCAAAGGUGGGUCCCUUGAAGAAAACCACUUCGUCGCAACGCAGCGGCUGAGAGGAGGACUUGGGUGAUGCGUAAGGAGCAGCGAGGCUCUAGCUGUGAAUGCAUGGAGACUUUGACACGAGCCCUGCCCGCCUGGCCCGUCGCAGCGCAUCAGUGGCAUCUCAGCGGCGCGGGAGGUUCGCAAACGGAGGGGCCAGGGCGUGCUAGGUCACCGAGGACGAGCUGGCAGUUUCAGGGCGCUGGUGAGGUCCCCCGCACACGGCGUCUGUCCUGCAGCGUACGACUCCAGCAUUGUAAUUAUGUAAAAUAACCCCAGCCAAGGAUGUGUCUGCCUCAACUCUCCUCUCGGGACAUCUGAAGAGACCACUCCAUCCAUCCACGUACACCUGUGUCACCUGCUGUUGAAUCCUCUUAGGAAGUGUCGUGCCAAGCCACUUGAACCUUAAAAGGUACCGGUCCCCUCACAUUUAGAGCUUGAUUAGUGCUGAACAGAGAAAAGGUAACUAACCCACCUGUUAACCCAUUCGGGUCUUGCAGAAGCCCAACAACUCCUUUUCCUAUGUAAUCUACGUUUAUAACACUACUACUGUUAUCAGUGAUGCUAAAUAUGUAACAUGUAACAUGAUUUCCCUCCAGUGGAAGCACAAUUUACAAGAAAACCAUACUAAGUAGGUAAUAAUUUUGACAGUUUUUUUGACAUUUAUAUCAAAUAACAUGUUUCUCUGUAAAAAAUAUGCUAGCUUUAGAGGAUUGAAUUUAGUGAGCAUAGAGAGAGAGUAGCAUUGUCCAGAAAGUCAAAGUUUUAAUUGUUUACUAAAUAGAUUCUCUAAUCCAAGGUACUAAAAGCAGUUAAUGACCUCUGAAGUUUUAGUGUAUUAGAGGCAAGCAAAGAGCACCCCCCCCCCAAAUCCUAAAUAUUGUCCAACAUAAAGGCAUAAAUAAGCUUGGACCCAAUGUGACUUCUCAUGCUGUGACCCUGUGGAAACAAAGUCAGGAAAAAAAAGAAAAAAGGAUGGACAGAUUUUUUUUUUUUUUCAUGACCAAUGACAAUUUUGGUGGAUCCCACCCUGUGUAUAUUUUAAAUGGAUGAACUUUAAAGAUGUCUUUUAAUGCCAGAAACUUUUUUUCCCUCUCUUACCUGAAAGAGAUAGGAGUUGGAAAGCCCGAGACCACAAGGGUGCUGUUAAGGGAAGGCUGGGUGAGGGUUAACCUCUCUUGUUGCUAGUCACCUGGCCACUGGAAUCACUGGAUCCUGGGUUGAUGCUAAUCAAGACACUGAGCAAUGAAAUCUGAGGGAUGCAAAAGUAUAUAUUGUCCUUUUUUUUUUGAGGUAGGGUCUCAUUCUAGCCUAGACUGACCUGAAACUCACUCUGUACCCGAACCGCCCAAGUGUUUGGACUAAAGGAGGGUCAGCUUUUCAAAAACACUGGCAGAGGUUACAGAAGGUUGCCAUGGGCAAAGCUCAAUUUGAAAUUUGGAAGUGGGCUGAAAUCAACCCUGUGGGAACCUACUAUUUAAGUCUUGGCUUCAGGUCAGUGGCAUUUAAUGCCAUCCAUCUAGCAAUUGCCAACCUAAAUUUAACUUUCCCGUCUUAGCUGAGGCUAAGCACAAUCUCAGAAAGUAAAAUCUUGGGUGUUGGCACAUUUUCCGGAAAGUUCGAGACAACAUUGACACUGCUUCCCACUCCAUGGGGAAACUGAACCUGCCCUUCUUUGUGGAAAAGCGUGCACAGAAAUGCUGCCGUCCCCACGUGCCAGGUGGGGAUUUGGAUUUAAAAGAUGAAAAAGUUUUUCCUGAUUUUUUUUUUUUUUUUGGAGGUUCAGAUGUGAGGAUUGUCACAUCCAGCCAAGCUGUCAAACUGGUUGGUGUGGGUUCAUUGCCAUUCUUUGCAAUGUACCCAAACUGCUGACACCCUAUGAAUGAAACAUGGACUUUGAUUACCGUAAUCACCAGAUGUGCUUCUGGCAGGUGAUGCUUUAAAAGAUGCAGAGGGAAUAACAAGGUGCCUGACUACCUACCGACGCCAUCUCCACACGAGCCCCCUUCCUUUCCCAGACUCCUUUGUCACGAGGGAAGCCUGAGCCAGACUGGCCAAUUACCCAUGGAAACCUUGACCAGGUUCUGUGGAGCCAGUUAGACUUGAAAUACAUUUGUGUUUCUACAAUCACAGCUCAAGCGUUCUGCGUAUCGCAUUGCAUUCUGAUGUUGUCACGGGCGUUGGGUGACGUUGCAAGGCUGAGCGAAGCUUCCCUGAUCAGCAGUUUCCAGCCUAUGACAAUGCUUUCCCCCAAGUGUUUUGAGUGGAUCCCACAGCCAUUUCCUUACUGGCCUCCUACAAAGUCCCCUCAACAACAACAACAACAACAAAAAUAGUUGCCAAUCUUUUCCUAUUUUUUUUUUUUUCAUGAUGACAAUCAAACCCGGUCUGAGAAAUGCAAUUUGUGGCUUUAUCAAUGAUCAAGGAUGUCCUUUAAAAUGUGGUGUGUGAGCCUGUACAAAAUGGUCCUAUUUUUAUGAAGAGGGACGUGAGGUAAAAUGAUGUUAUACAUCAAUAUGUAUAUAUGUAUUUCUAUGUAGACUUGGAGAAUACUGCGAAAACAUUUAUGACAAGCUAUAUCACUGCCUUUGUUUAUAUUUUUGAACUGUGAUGUUCCCCACAGGCACAUUAACUGUUGCACUUUUUGAAUGUCCAAAAUUUAUAUUUUAGAAAUAAUAAAGAGAAAAAAUACAUGUUCCCAGCAUGGUGGUGUGAUGAAUGUGUGAGAGGAACCAAUUCCACAGGGAGGGUCUACCAAUAUCAAAUGUGUUACACAUAUCCCUGUUCAUGUUUUUAUUUUAAAACAUGUAAAUGAAGAUCUUUAUAUUUCAAUAAAUGAUAUAUUAUAUAUAUAAUUUAAAGUUA